Molecule: messenger RNA, 2869 nt
Organism: Desarmillaria tabescens
Lineage: Eukaryota; Fungi; Basidiomycota; Agaricomycetes; Agaricales; Physalacriaceae
Product: anaphase-promoting complex, cyclosome, subunit 4-domain-containing protein
Exons: 13
Coding region: 82-2595 (837 amino acids)
Biological process (GO): anaphase-promoting complex-dependent catabolic process; protein K11-linked ubiquitination
Cellular component (GO): nuclear periphery; anaphase-promoting complex
Source: RefSeq, a predicted model, not a curated record
CAGAUGAUUCACCUUCAGCCUUCGUCUGUUCCCCGAUAACAUCACUGGAGCGGCCUUAUCUCUUGGCGACUCGGAUGAAACAUGCAGAUGAACGCAUUUGCAUCUCUUUCAGUUGCGCACCUGUCGUCGCCAUGCCGUCUAUUGGCAUCUGCCUGCUGUCCGGACAAAGACUUAGUUCUCCUGGUUACCCAGGUAGGUCUUUCAGAGGGACUCAACCUAUACAAGAACAACGGAGUCAAGGUCUGGGAAGUUGAUGCCAGCGAUAGUAUUAUUGAUGUGGCUUGGAGUCCAGACGGGAGGAGUAUUGCUGUCACGCAUAAUCAUUAUGUGACGAUCCACUCCCUUCAAGACGGACGUGCAGAACGUAUCUUGUCGGUACUUCCUUCUGACGGACCCAUGUCCAUCAGCAGUGUAUGGUGGCACAGUCAAGAAAAGCCCGUUAGGAAUAGUUCAAUACCAGAUAUUUUCCAAAGAGAUGACGUUGUGACAGGGUCUGCGCGUUCUAUCCUUCAAGCGCUGCCGUUACUCGAUAACAUUCAAGAUGAUGCUCCGAGGGCCAGUGCAAUCGAUCUCUUUGCUUUCCAAGGUUCCCAGACUGGCGCAGAGUCUCAAACAGACAUCCCGGAAAUUAUCAAAACUUGGCCGACGUUAGAGCUUGAUCUGACGUCUGCGUCCAUGGGUUCAGCCAAUCCCGCUCUUCACGUGGAUUCUGCAAGCGGGGAGGUAGCCGACGACGCUGACGACGCCAAUGUGAACAGUAUUCUUGUUGCUGUUGAUAGCAUAGGCCGUAUGCAUUGCUUCCUCGAUGGUAGCUAUCCACUUGGGGUGGCAAAUGUGGGCGGCAGUCUAAGCAUAUCCUCGCUGUACAAACAUCCCAAACAACCAACUUUCUAUGCAUAUCCUUGCCAAACUUCCUUCCCCAUCACUUCAACGGCUCUGGAAACGGUGACGAUCGACUUACCUUUGUUGCAACAACGGCAGGUUCGCGAUAUGGCAAAGUUAUCGACCAUCGUCAGACAGUUAUCAUGGUAUAUUAUGCGCAUCAGUAGAGAGAUGCACGUCACAUGGUUUGGGUCCGACACGGUGCAGGCCGCAAGAGACAUGGGGGCUAAAUGGAUCCAGGGACUGAAAGCGAGGCGGCCGGUAUUCGGCGUGAGCGAUUAUGAUCCUAUUCUGGAUAUUACUACUCUUCUUCUGACUGGCCGUGCGUCCGAUCAGCUCGCUGAUUAUCUAGGAAGCAAUGGCGAGUCAAUGAGCGAAAGGGGCUUGCAGAAAUGGGAAACUACAGUCGUAGAUUCUCUUAUGAAAUUGCGUGACUUUUCCGAAAAGCGUCUCGCUCCUGCCUGUCAACGAAUACACCUCGUCCUAGAGGAGGUGCAAGGAUGGUCGAAAUUACCUGAAUACGCCCUAUUUGAGCUGCAGAGCGACGACCUCGCUACCUGCAUCGAACACUGCAAUCGGGCGAUCAUUUUAGCUGCUUGGCUUGCAGCCACUGCUCGUCGUGAAUUUACUCGUUUCAGAGAAUUCAUGUCAUGGCUUCGUUUUGAAAUUCUGAGCGCAAACCCGAACAAUGACGUUCCUUCUCCAGUCAUUCGUCACGAUAUUUUGGAGGUGAACAAAUAUUUCAUGUCCGGUCUCAUCGUGAGCCCCAUCGACAAAUGGUUUAUGGGACCCGUUCCCCAUUUCAAUCCGCGAGACCUGGGGAUCAAUAAUGGGUCUGAUUCGUCUCUGUCGGAUGUUCUUAAACGUACACGAGAUCUUUUAGAUAAUACGAAGCAAAUGGCAUGGCGCCCUAAUGUUAAGCAAAGGGAUCUGAACCAUAUUGACCGGAACAUUGUCUCGUUAAUUCAAGAAUUAGUUUCACAGUGCCAACGUGUAUUCUCGAGGGCUGCCGGAGCUACAGGACGCUCGGCCCGAAUUACAGUCGGCCCUAAGGCUUUCAAUGAGCGGGUGGUAAACACACGGGCGAAUCUCAAAAUCCGGGAGCGCACGUCAAUAAAGGACGAUAAUGGGAACGCACACUUCUUGCAGCAUUUGGUGAUACCUUCACUAAGCUCGGAAAGCCCAAAUUUUUUGUGUUUGGCACGAGUCCAGUAUGGUAGCGAGGAGGGACCGGAUGCCCUAGUCGAGGCGUGCCUUCUUGAGUGCUACAUCGAGAACGAAGACGGCUCCAAGGAAGAAUUGGAGGUACUGGAAGCGGAAUUUUUUGACGAUGAAUGUGUCGUAAUUGUUUACCGGCUUCGGGGCGAAGACGGGGGAACGUUUAUCGCAACAGUUGGUUACAAUGAUUUGGGGUAUCAAGGGCUGGCGUCUGAUGCAGAGUACGUAAGAGCUCAUCUGCGUGAAAAUUUAAUGGACGAUGCAGUCUCGCGGUGGAGGACGGGUCAGAUGGGAUCGGUACGGAUUCCGAUCAAGCGGUGCCGUCGAUUGGCUGGAUGUCAGGCAGGGGAGGUGGCUCUUGCGGUGAACGGAAGGAUAGGCAGGAGAGUUGCAUGCGUUAUUGGCGGGAAAAAGAUGACGAUGGAGGUCAUCGACCUGGAAGGUGAGGAUGCGGAAGGAGAAGAGAAUGUAGAGAUCUCCAUGGCCGACGAAUGAAUCUGUAUCUGGCACGGUGACUUGAAAAUUAAAGGGCGAACGGGGAAUAAAGGGCGAUAGCAUGGCCGGUAGAAGGGUAUAGUCGCGAUUCUGUGCAAGGUAAAAAGGAAAGAAUGGGUGCUCGAUUCUGGCGCGAGGCAAUACAAGCUUCUGUGGGGCAGAAAUAGCAGACGAUCCCAGUAGGAUUCAGUGAAAUAAAUUGCUUCUGGUAUACUUUUCAGCUCGAGGCGGUGUUUCUGUAAUUGUACAAAUCAUCGGCUAACUUGGUCGGACU